This is a messenger RNA of Limulus polyphemus (Atlantic horseshoe crab), 1708 nucleotides long. Its product is annotated as clavesin-2-like. The record is from RefSeq and is a predicted model, not a curated record. NCBI's taxonomy places the organism in Eukaryota, Metazoa, Arthropoda, Merostomata, Xiphosura, Limulidae. Gene Ontology annotation, cellular component: membrane. Gene Ontology annotation, molecular function: phosphatidylinositol bisphosphate binding.
GCUAUUGUUUUGAUGGAUCGUAAAUGAAUUUUAGUUUUUAAAACAAAUUUGUAGAAAGUUGUGGUUUUCACCUUGUAACUGUAGAGAAUUCUGUUUAAUAUUGCACAAUCGAGGAAUUGUAAAAAAAAAAAAAAAGGUAAAACGAACUUUGGCAGACCAUGCAGAAUGGCAGAGUUUGGUUGGGCUCUGUCUGAUAGCACGCAGGUCAAGGCCAAAGAUGAAUUAAAUGAACACCCUGAAGAAAGGCAAAAGGCUAUCCAGCUUAUGAGAGAGCUUAUACCAACACGUCCAGAUGUUGGGUUUUUAAGAACUGAUGCAGCAUUUAUACUGCGUUUUUUACGAGCAAGAAAAUUUAACGUUCAGAAGGCAUUUUCUUUGUACACACAAUACUUUGUAUAUCGACAAAAGCAUCCAUCAUUGUUCAACAGUUUUAAUGCAUCUGACUCAGGAAUCAAGCAAGCUCUUCUUGAUGGAUUCCCUGGUGUUCUACCCAAUCCUGAUCAUCAGGGUCGCCGCAUACUUCUGAUCUUCACUGCAAAUUGGGAUCACUGCCGUUAUAGCCUUUUUACAAUCUAUCAAGCAAUUUUGUUAUCUUUAGAACGUCUGCUUGAAGAUGAAGAAACUCAAGUGAAUGGUUUUGUCAUUAUUGUUGACUGGACUGAGUUCAGCUUCAAACAGUCUUCCCAGCUCAAACCCAAAACAUUGAGGUUAAUUGAAGGACUUCAGGACUGCUUUCCAGCUCGAUUUUCUGGAAUCCAUUUCAUUAACCAACCAUGGUAUGUUGAAGCUGCUCUCACUGUAAUGAAGCCUUUUUUGAAAGACAAGACAAAAGAGAAAAUCUUUAUGCAUGGUAAUAACAUGACUACACUUCACUCCCACAUUCAUCGAGACAUCCUGCCUGCUGAACUGGGGGGGCUUGGACCUCCCUAUCACUAUCAGUCUUGGGCCUUGCAGCUGGUAGGAGAGCCAUUUAGCUUUAGUGACAGAAAUAUUUUUUGGCCACUCCACAAUGAAACUCCUUGUUCCAGCUCAUCUCCUUUAACUUGUAGAGCCAAGCGUUCUGCUACUUGUCCAUCUCGACUUGUGGAGCGUAAGGAUGGAAAGCCAUCAUGCACAAAACUAGAUGAAUGUUUCUUUUUAAAUGAAUGAAUUCACAAGAGGUUUUCUGGUCUCUCAGUUAUAAUAAACCAAAGAACAUAAGUUCAAGCUUGGAAUGUCAUACAUGAAUUCUAUAUUUCUAUGUUGAUACAGAAUAAAAGGUAUUUCGAGAAACUUUGAAGAACAUUUUUGAAAGGGAACUGCUUGUUAUCAUGUGGAAAAUAUCUUAACAUUUACUCUAAUAACUUUUAUAAUCAGGGGCCGAAAAACCAUGUGUGAGAAACACUCCAAUUGUCUUUGUAAUCAGGUCAAAAAUACAUUCAAGAGGUGCAUGUGUUUGCAUUUCAAUCGAAAAAGGUACUCAUAACUGUCAUAACUAAACAGAAAUAAUUUUAGCAUCUAUUUUACUUUAGUACAGUUUUUAACUACAAAAAACAGUGUUUAAGAAGUAUAUCAGUACUAUCUGAGAAAUAGACUUGUAGAUAUUUGAAUCAUCAUACUAGAAAUUGUUUUAUCUUAUUUAUACAAACAUAGGACUCAUACUGGACUUUUUGUAUUAUUUACUACUAUUUGUUGUUAGUUUGAAAAAAAGUUAGUUUUUUUUUCUAGU